CGACAGAGAAGACGGGGAGUCGGAGCUCGAGUCAGAGAGACAAACUCCGAGGCGGCCAUGGACUGGUCCUCGUGGUUCCGGCGGGCUCUGCUGAAGGACCCGCAAGCCCCACAGAUCUCAGACUCAUCUAAGAAGAAGCAGAAGAAGAUCGAAGGAGAUUUGGAGCUGUAUGGCGUCACGCAACAGCUGAUCGACCGCAUCAAGACGUUUACUGUCGACACCUUCAAGGAUUUCCACCUCCGAGAGGUGGAUGAUGGGUCAGGAGUUGCAGACAGUGAGACGGCGACCACUUCGGGGAAUGUUCGGAAGGAUCUGUCGGAGUGGCAGGAGCGCCAUGCUUCCCUCGUGCUUUCGACUGUGAAGGAAAUGUCCCAGCUGAGGUAUAUGCUGUGCCCCCGCUAUAUGAAGGAGCGAGAGUUCUGGAGGACAUACUUUGUGCUCGUUAAGAGUGAUGUGGCCGAGUAUGAGUUGCGCUCCGUGAGGCUGGAAAAACUUAAAAAAAUGGAAACGGAGGAUGAGAAGUCUUCAAAAGGCAGUGGUUGGGAAGUUGAAAUGUCUGAAGCAAAGUAGAGAUUUAGAGGAAGCAGAUGAUUUAUGUGGAAAAGAUCCAGCAAGGGUUGAAAGCAGCUGGGAGAAAGUAGUCCUUGAUGGAAUAGGGAUUCGUUUCUCAUGUAAACCAAGCAGUUUGCUGGCCAUGUCUUUUCUCAAAUUGCUUCGUCUCUGUAUCUUAACCAUUAAUAGAUGAAGAUGGAAUAUUUUCAGUAAUUAAGUCACUACCCAAUUUAUCUCUUGUUUGA
Punica granatum (pomegranate) is the source of this 797-nucleotide messenger RNA. The record is from RefSeq and is a predicted model, not a curated record. NCBI's taxonomy places the organism in Eukaryota, Viridiplantae, Streptophyta, Magnoliopsida, Myrtales, Lythraceae.